AUAGGAUCGAAAGUAAACUAUUCCAGUAUUAUGAAUAACGAGGUGUGUUUGUCUUUGUAUUUGAAAAGUAUUGUAUAAUGUGUUUUUCCAUAGGCUAUUACAAUAGAAGCCUCUCUUAAUAUGUAGCUCCCGGGCAUGAUAUUCUAGCUUUGCGGUGGUUUGUUUAAGCUUUUAUCGUAGGAGAUUUGUUUUCUCAUUAGAACAGUAGUGAAUGCCGUGGAAUCCCGUGUUACCUCAGGUGUAUGGAAAGUGAAAUAGCUGCCUCCUAUAAAUGAGGUGCUGCAGGUCUGCUGCAACACAACACACAAGAGAAAUCAGUAUUUGCUCCUUCCAAAGGCAAAUUCUACCUUCUAAAAAUGCUCAACAGGAUUUUCUCUGUUUGCCUGCUUCUCAGUCUGUACAGUGCAGCCUCCUCCCUCAGCUGCAGAUGGAUGGAUCACAAAUUCAGUCAGCACAGUGAAAAGUCUUUGGAGCUACUAGACAGGAUGGAGAACAAUUCAACUAACACCACUGGGGAUGCUGAAGUGAAGAGCACUGCAGCCUUCCCUUAUGAUCUGUACAGCCAGGCGUCCAAAGCAUCAGCUGAGGAGAAACUUGGCUUCACAGUUCAGAUUCUGGAGGAGGCGGCUGCUCUGUUUGAGGAGGAUCACAGCUCUGCAUCAUGGGAGGAGAGGACACUGGAGGACUUUCUCAAUGUUGUAACCCAGCAGGCUGACGGCCUUCGCUCCUGUAUUGGGAGCCACGGCCACAAAAAGAAGAACAAGAAGCUGCACAUGUAUUUCAAGAGACUCUCACGCCACGUCCUAGAGCAAAUGGGCCACGGUGCUGAAGCCUGGGAGCUGGUCAGGAAGGAAAUUAGAGACCAUCUGACGAGAGCCGACCUGCUGGUUUCAUCUCUACUCACCACCAACUAAAAUCUGUCAGAUUAACGUGUUCAUUUAUUUGCUUACACAAAGCUUAUUUAUUUAUCAAUUCAUUUAUUUAUUUAUGAAGCAGUUUAUUAGUUGAUUGGUUGAUAUUCUACAGAACUUCUUUAUAUUGUUUUCAGAUUAAGAAUGUGUGAAGUUAUUUGCUUACAUG
Molecule: messenger RNA, 1080 nt
Organism: Micropterus salmoides (largemouth bass)
Lineage: Eukaryota; Metazoa; Chordata; Actinopteri; Centrarchiformes; Centrarchidae
Product: interferon a3-like
Exons: 5
Coding region: 357-914 (185 amino acids)
Biological process (GO): defense response; response to exogenous dsRNA
Cellular component (GO): extracellular region
Molecular function (GO): cytokine receptor binding
Source: RefSeq, a predicted model, not a curated record